Molecule: messenger RNA, 498 nt
Organism: Adineta steineri
Lineage: Eukaryota; Metazoa; Rotifera; Eurotatoria; Adinetida; Adinetidae
Source: the annotation of a GenBank genome assembly
AUGCCACCCCGGAGUUCCUUACUGCUUAUCGGUAUUUUUGGCAUCUCAUUCGCUUUGCAUAUAUUUUUGCAACAUAAAAUUGCCCAGUGUCAUCGAUCACGAAAGCAACACUUUUAUUCCGGAUGGUUUGCAGCUGGUUGGCCGUAUGCUGUCGCUCAUUGUUUGAUUACAUAUGGUUUACCUCAACUUUUGAUAUUGUUCGGAUUUGGUCCUCUAGGUAUAAUUCGUCACUCUAUCGCUUCCUGGAUUCAAUCUGUAUGGGGUGCAUCGAUCGUCUUCUCUUUUCUACAAUCAAUUGGAGCUCGAGGUGGAAUAUCUAAUCGAUUUCUGAAAUUGCUUGGUAUCGCACGUAUAAUUGAGAAAAUAAGAAGCUGGUUUUGGGAUGACGAUUAUAUUGCACAAUGUGUCAAUUACUAUGAAUGGUGGUCAACUGUUUUAAGUAUAAUAGAACUUGUGGUUUGUUUUAUUAUUUACUGGCUUCUCAGACGUCGACGAUAA